Molecule: messenger RNA, 1937 nt
Organism: Doryrhamphus excisus (bluestripe pipefish)
Lineage: Eukaryota; Metazoa; Chordata; Actinopteri; Syngnathiformes; Syngnathidae
Product: phospholipase ABHD3-like
Biological process (GO): medium-chain fatty acid catabolic process; medium-chain fatty acid biosynthetic process
Molecular function (GO): acetylesterase activity; monoacylglycerol lipase activity
Source: RefSeq, a predicted model, not a curated record
AAUGGUUACGUAACGGAAGAGGAGGGACUCGAGUUGUUGCAAUUAGCAUUUAAAACAGGGACUUUCCAAAAAUUUGCUUCCUCAGGUGGAAAGUACAGUACGUAGUUUACAUUGUACUGAAUACACAGUGCAGCGUACUGACGGAAGUAAUUCGAUUUGAGACACACAGUCAUUGUAUUUGAAAGCACUGCCAGGCAGGAAGUUGACGCUACAGGUGUCGUCACGGCUACGCGGGAAGUGCUUAAAACGUUUAAGGGGCACAAUGAGGGCGGGUCAUCAUUCGUUGUAGAGUCAUAUCGAACGCGGUUCGUUGAGGUGAUCGGUAGCCACAUUUAGGUCGCCGGCAUGCUCUUGUCUCUGCUGGAUCUGUGGACAGCCCAUUGGGAGUUUGUCUCCUUCAGAGCUGACACCGUGCUCGUAUGCUCGCUCACGGCCGCACUGUGCUACCUGUGGGCCCGCAAGGGUCAGAGGCCCGUCCUGGUGUGCAGCGAGGCUUUCCAUAGUUUCCUCCAGCAGCACUGUCCCGUCGUGAUGGAGAGCUUCAGUCCAACGCCGUGGUGCUGGGGAGGCCGCCUUCAAACCGUGGUCUCUUACUUCAUCAAGUCCAGACCUCCCGUCACCUAUCGCAAUACACGUAUCCGCACGGAUGAUGGUGGUCAGAUAUCCCUUGACUGGGUGGACAAUCACGCCAGCGCCGCCUACCCAGAAUCCUCCACCCGGCCCACGGUGCUCCUCCUCCCGGGCUUGACGGGGAAUAGCCAGCAACCUUAUGUGCUCCAUGCUGUCAAGCAUGCCACUCGCCAUGGCUACAGAUGUGUGGUCUUCAACAACAGAGGCUUUGGAGGGGAAGAGCUGCUUACCCCAAAGACAUUCUGUGCUGCCAACACCUCAGAUCUGGAACAUGUGGUGCUUCAUGUCAAAAGCCUCUACCCACAAGCCCCUAUCUUUGGUGCUGGUGUCUCUAUGGGGGGAAUGUUAUUGCUGAACUACUUGGGCCGCAAGGGCUCAGAGUCGGGGUUGGUGGCGGGUUUGACCGUGUCCGUCCUCUGGGAUGCGCUCAAGUCGAACACCUCCAUGGAGCAACAUGUCAACUGGCUGCUCUUCAACAAACAGCUCACACACGAACUUUGUAAUACUGUCCUCAGGCACAGGGUGAUUCUGGAGAAAGUAGUGGACAUUGAGAAAGUCCUCCAGGCCCGCUGUAUCAGGGAAUUUGAUGAACGCUUUACCACGCUGCUGUUUGGCUACAAGACAUGCAUAGAAUACUACCAAGAUGCCAGCCCUAACAAAAAACUGCCUCAUAUUUCUGUGCCUGUUUUGUGUCUCAACGCAGCAGACGACCCCUUCUCGCCGCAGAAUGCCUUCCCGGUGGCCAUAGUCCAGGACAUGCCCAACGUGGCACUUUUGGUGACAUCCCAUGGUGGACACAUAGCCUUCAUGGAGGGCUGGUUCCCGCGUGGCGACUCUUACAUGGAACGUGUGUUCAAUCAGUUCAUCCAUGCGGCCUUGGAACACCCACAGGAUAUCAGGAAAGCAUGCGGCCUGGAGCAGGAGCAGAGAUGCUCAGUGUCGGAGCUUAAUUAACUGGACUCGUGGUUGUAGUCAUGCCGGAGCAGCAAAACAAUCGUGGAAGUGUUUGGGUUUACAACUGUAAUGAAGAAUAACACGGUGACAAGUGUGAUCUACCUCAACGCCUCAAUAUUCUGACCCUCCUUGGCGGCCGCACUAGUCACAAAACGUGAUUUAUUUUUAAUUGCCUAAACAUUUGCCAUCACAGUAUAUAUUUAAAGAUCAUAUUUUAAGAUGUUUACCACGGAAUGAUGUCUUGUUUGUGCACUUGUUUCCCCUUUUGAAUCAUGAAUUAGUUUUAAUUGAAAUAUAUAAUUCAACAUUGUAUUUUUUGUCUUCGUUGUUUCCCAUUAUCACCAGAAUUAAAC